Molecule: messenger RNA, 1714 nt
Organism: Cydia fagiglandana
Lineage: Eukaryota; Metazoa; Arthropoda; Insecta; Lepidoptera; Tortricidae
Gene: Dopr1
Product: dopamine receptor 1
Exons: 8
Coding region: 340-1572 (410 amino acids)
Biological process (GO): G protein-coupled receptor signaling pathway
Cellular component (GO): plasma membrane
Molecular function (GO): G protein-coupled receptor activity
Source: RefSeq, a predicted model, not a curated record
UAUAGUUGCGAACGCGAAUGGCGCAACGAGCGCCGCCCGCGGCAGUAGACAGUUAGGCGUCGGCGGGAACACCCACCAGUUGAGCUCUAAGUUCAAGUUCGGCAAAUUCAAAUUUAGAAUACCGAACGCGCAAAAACUACCAUUUGUUUUUUUUUUCGUGUGAGUGUUUUGUGCCAGGAUUGAAAGUGAUAAUUCUAACUUUGGCUGAAGUUUGCGACGCGACGGAUUAUUUUCAGAUAUGUGAGGCACGUCCAAAAUGGCGGCGCUACGCAUCGCUUGGCGCACCCAAUUGCAGCGGUUCCUCAUGAAGGUGGACACGAAGACCUGAGCCGACAGAAGAUGGAGUUCGCCUCUUUGUUACCCACCAAUGUAGUAUUCGAGUUCAAUGAGACAGCGACGGUGGAGUACAGCGAUGGUGAGGACCCGGACGCCGUCACUCUGCUGUCCGUCCUCCUCGUCGGCAUAUUCCUCUCCCUGCUCAUAUUCCUGAGCGUGGCAGGCAACAUCCUAGUAUGCAUCGCCAUCUACACAGACAGGGGGUUGAGGCGUAUCGGCAACCUGUUUCUAGCUUCACUGGCUAUCGCAGAUAUGUUGGUUGCCGCUGCCGUUAUGACGUUCGCUGGAGUCAACGAUUUGUUGGGUUACUGGGUAUUCGGCGAGCAGUUCUGCGAUACGUGGGUCGCGUGUGACGUCAUGUGUUCGACCGCCUCCAUCCUCAACCUGUGCGCCAUUUCUUUGGACCGGUACAUCCACAUCAAGGACCCUCUAAGAUACGGCCGUUGGGUGACCCGUCGCGUGGCCGUAGCGACCAUAGCCACAAUCUGGCUGCUAGCGGGCCUCGUCAGCUUCUUGCCGAUCUCGCUCGGCCUCCACCGGCCUCACGAGGAGGCCACGGCCACGCAGAGGCCGCCACGGUACCCGACCUGCGCGCUGGUGCUCACGCCGACGUAUGCAGUGGUCUCGAGCUGUAUAUCCUUCAUACUGCCCUGUAUCGUCAUGAUCAGUAUAUACUGCAGGCUCUACUGCUACGCCCAGAAGCACGUGAAAUCUAUCCGCGCCGUCACCCGGACCGUCCAGCUGCCGGAUAACCGGACCAAAUCCGUCCGGACACGUGUCCACACGCACGUGCACUCGUCCCCGUACCACGUGUCCGACCACAAGGCGGCCAUCACGGUCGGCAUCAUAAUGGGCGUGUUUCUUCUGUGCUGGGUGCCUUUCUUCUGCGUUAAUAUCGUCGCGGCGUUCUGCAAGACGUGUAUCCCUGACUUAGCAUUCAAAAUCCUGACAUGGCUCGGAUAUUCAAACUCAGCGUUUAAUCCGAUCAUCUAUUCAAUAUUCAACACCGAGUUUCGCGAGGCGUUCAAGAAAAUCCUAACGUCGAGGUACCCGUUAUGCUGCGGGUACCAAAGCGUCAGAGCCAACACACCUACCAGAAACGAGAAUUUCGUCACGGAUUAUGGGACGAAAACGUUGGUGGUGAGGAGAAGUGGAUCGCUAGGGUUGUCAGGAGUGGAUCCGACUCCGAGAUCCUCAGCGGACUCUGUCCGGCCUCUCAGGGACCACCACAUCUGACAAGAAGACGGGGGUAGCAACAACCAGCUACUCGACGGGAGCGAUGUGGUGUAGGGUUGCUCAACUUCCAUGUCGUGGAACGAAUUGUUUAAUCUCCGAGAGCUUCAGCUUUAAAUUUCAGUAUUAAACUAUAGUGUAUAAA